GUAAAAUGGGCUGCAAGUAUAAGUUCCCAGCUGUUCCCAGGUACUGAUGACCUUGUGAACCCUUUGGCCCUACUCUUGCUCUCAAAUUUGGCAUGCUCUGGUCCUUCCUCCUCUUUCUGGGCGCUGCCCCGCCCCUUGGUGUCUUCGCUAACCCACUCGCGACCAAACGCUGGAGUGAUCUUGUCGAGAAACAUUCUUGGGCGGAGAUCCCUCGCGGAUGGGAGUACGUCCGUUCACCUGAUCCAGAACAUAUCCUUGAAAUGCGCAUCGGCCUCAAGCAAAACAAGAUUAAUGAGCUGAUCAGCAGUUUAUAUCAAAUCAGUGACCCCAAACACGAUCGCUACGGAAAACAUUUGUCAAAGCAGGAAGCUGACGCUCUGGUGGCUCCUCAUCCCGACUCUGCUGAAGCGGUUGAGUCUUGGCUUUCUGAUCAUGGCUUCAAGACCGACGAUAUCACCUUCCGUUCUGGAGGAGGAGAAUGGAUCGUCAUUCCGAUGACUGUUUCUCAGGCGGAGGCCAUGCUAGGGGCAAAAUAUGAGUUAUACCGACAUUCUCUCUCGUCGUCUUAUGUUGUCAGGACCUUGAGUUAUUCGCUACCCCGUGAACUGCACAAUCACAUAAAUAUGGUGUCACCUACGACCUACUUUGGUACUCUACGCAGCAUGAAGGCCACGCAUUUCAUCCAAUCUAACAGUUUCGGAGAAGAAAAGGGUUUCACUCUGUCACCCGAAGCAGUGCCUCCAAGUAGUUGUGCCACGCAGAUUACUCCGGCCUGCUUAAAAGUGCUUUAUAACACUUCAGGUUAUGUCCCGCAAGCCACCGAUGUCAAUGUACUCGGCAUUGCUGGCUAUUUGGAUGAGUUUGCAAAUCGUGCGGAUUUGCAGACUUUCUUUACUGCAUUCCUACCGGAGGCAGUUGGGACCUCGUUUGACACCAUAACAGUUAACAAUGGUGGAGACAACCAAAGUGACCCUGGUGUUGAGGCGAAUCUAGACAUUCAAUACACAGAAGGAAUGUCAUUUCCUACGCCAAAUAUUUAUUACAGUACGGGAGGAUCGCCGCCCUUCAAUCCUGAUUCCGAGACUCCCACGGACACCAAUGAGCCAUAUCUCGAUUGGUUGAACUUUGUGCUUUCCCAAGACACAAUUCCUCAGACGAUCACCACAUCCUAUGGUGACGAUGAACAAACGGUUCCCAACGAUUUCGCAGUUAGCGUAUGCAAUUUAUUUGCGGAACUUGGUGUUAGAGGCACUACGGUUCUCUUUUCUAGCGGGGACCUCGGCGUUGGCGGCGGGGACUGUCUAACCAACGAUGGUACUGAUACUGUGUUGUUCCAGCCCGAUUUCCCAGCAAGCUGUCCAUUUGUGACUGCUGUUGGUGGCACCGUUGGUAUCAAUCCCGAAGUCGCAGUUGACUUCUCGGGCGGUGGAUUUUCUCGGUAUUUCCCAACACCAGACUAUCAAGUCGAAGCUGUGAACAGCUUUUUGGAAGGACUGGGUGACACAUUUUCGGGCCUUUUCAAUUCCAGUGGACGCGCAUACCCCGAUGUCGCAGCGCAAAGUGAGAACUUCAUUGUGAUCAUCGGUGGGGAGGCUUUUUUAGUCGGCGGAACCAGCGCAAGCUCGCCGACUACAGCAGGUGUAAUUUCGCUGUUGAACGACUUCCGUCUAUCAAACGGUCAGAGCUCGCUGGGAUUUAUUAAUCCGUUGAUCUACGCCAACCCAGGGGGAUUCAAUGAUAUUGUAUCUGGAAGUAAUCCAGGAUGCGGAACUCAAGGAUUUUCUGCUGGGAUAGGUUGGGAUCCGGUGACCGGUCUUGGUACUCCGGACUUUUUGAAGCUUCAAGCCAUUGUUUCGGCGUGAGUUUAGAUCGUGGAUUUCGCAUAAAUAUGGAAAGAACGUAUCUUCGCAUCUUCGCCACCUUAUCGAUUCCUUGUACAGUGAGAAUGGGUAUGCUUUGCAAAUCCAACCGUCAAGUAGGCCAAGAGACGAUGUUUAAAUCUUGUAUGCAAGUGCAAAAAAUGCUGUCUUCCCCUGAACGUCAAUAUGGC
Molecule: messenger RNA, 2050 nt
Organism: Guyanagaster necrorhizus
Lineage: Eukaryota; Fungi; Basidiomycota; Agaricomycetes; Agaricales; Physalacriaceae
Product: subtilisin-like protein
Exons: 14
Coding region: 93-1862 (589 amino acids)
Biological process (GO): proteolysis
Molecular function (GO): serine-type endopeptidase activity; tripeptidyl-peptidase activity
Source: RefSeq, a predicted model, not a curated record